Molecule: messenger RNA, 228 nt
Organism: Sporothrix brasiliensis 5110
Lineage: Eukaryota; Fungi; Ascomycota; Sordariomycetes; Ophiostomatales; Ophiostomataceae
Exons: 1
Coding region: 1-228 (75 amino acids)
Source: RefSeq, a predicted model, not a curated record
AUGCCCAGGUUCGAACUGCCGGCGGAACCUGCGCCCUCCGUCGCGUCCAUUGACGUUGCGACCAUGUCGCUAUUCAUCGUAAGCGGCAAGACAGCGCUCGUGACGGGCGCCAACGGCAGUAUUGGCGUCGUCGGAUACUCGGGUGACGCCGUCCGUUUUGCAUCCCGGCGGGAGAAGUCUUGGCUCCAGCUGCAGUACGAUUCUCUACGGGUGCUCGGCUCCUUGUAG